AAAGCAAUCCAGAUCAAGCAACAAGACAAGAAAUUCAAAAAAAGAAAAAAGAAAAACAGGCCACACAGAAGUCAGAAGGACAACCUGAGCCCAUCAAAAUCUCUCUUCCCACUUCCCAGCCUCCCAGGAGGAACAGGCGGAGAAAGAAGAAUCUCCCAGUCUACGGGAACCACCGGGUCCGGCUUCGCGCGAGCCCUCGGGUGCAGCCGUGAAGGAACCUCCCUGGAUUCCCCACCUCGCGGCUGGUCCGAGCCCUCCGUCGAGCUAUUCUGCGGAGGGGUUUCUUGAUUUGGGAACCGAACCAACGAUCUGGUUUUCUAAUUUCGCCACUGGUUGGCCAACUAUGGACAAGCAAAACCUCAACCAAUAUUUUGGCAACCAAAUCUUUGGCAAGCAAUUUGUGGGCUCAAACCAAACAACCCCUAAAUAUGAGGUGCGCUAACCCUUUUGACAUACUCCUUUUUCAGAGGAUGCCAGAUGUAUGAACCAAAGCCAUUAUCAAGCACUGGAUCAGCUCACAAUAAUCCAAUUCCUCACAACCAACAAAUCGUACCAACUGCCAACAAUGCAGCAUCUAAUAUUGGCGGAAACAGCUCAAACAUCAACUUUGCCACCAGACAGCGUUUACGUUGGACAGACGAGCUUCAUGGACGUUUUCUUGAUGCUCUAACACAGCUUGGUGGACCCGACAGGGCUACUCCUAAGGGAAUUCUUAGAACAAUGGGUGUUCAAGGGUUGACGAUUUGUCAUGUCAAAAGCCAUCUACAGAAAUACCGUCUUUCAAAAUACAUACCAGAUCCCACAGCUGAUGGUGCCAAGUCUGACAAGAAAGAACUAGGAAAUUUGCUUGCAGGCAUCGAAAGCUCCCCGGGAAUGGAGUUAAGCGAGGCUCUAAAGUUGCAGAUGGAAGUGCAGAAGCGGCUACGUGAUCAAUUAGAGGUACAAAGGCAACUACAGCUCCGAAUAGAAGCCCAAGGCAAGUAUCUCCAGAAGAUCAUGGAAGAGCAGCAGCGCCUAACUGGUGUGCUGUGUGAAUCAGGCACACUCAACGCUCUUGUCCCGGUUCAAGAGCUCCGCCAGGAUUUCAACAAGACCGACCCAUUGACCCCGGUACCGACUUCCGAGCCCCUAAUCCGGGACAAGGCUUCGACUGUGAGUGAUGAUCAUGAAGGCACAGACGGGCUGUUGAAGGACCUUUCUUCUCAUGACGAGUGCCACUCCUCAGGCCGUGAGCCUUUGACACCGGACUCCAGUUGUGGUGCCGCUUCCCCCCUAGACAUUCCCAGAGAUAGACUUGAUCACCAGAACAGCGAAUCCGUCCUUCAUCACAACAUCUUGGAGUCGAGAUCAGGUUCAGAUUUUCAACAGGCAAGCUCAGUGUUCCCGUCCAGCACCAGGCGAUCUGAUUCACCGGCGGCUCUGUAUGUUAGUGAGGAUGACUUCAAGAACAGCCCAGAUGUUUGACUACAAGUUGCUAGUUGCUGUAUCUCUUCAGUUAGUAGAGCUAUUGGCCUUAGGAGUGAGGAGACACUGUGGAUCAUGAUUGUUGUGCGUCUGUUGUAUUUUGUGACGUGCUGUGUUUGUUCAAUCAGAGAUUGUUCAUAUCACUCUAAUGUGUUGUUCUUUGCCAGAUUAUCUAAAGUUGGCAAUAUCAUUGCGUCCACAGGUUUGACAUUGUUUCAUCA
Messenger RNA from Brachypodium distachyon (stiff brome), 1685 nucleotides. RefSeq names its product myb family transcription factor PHL7. Lineage: Eukaryota; Viridiplantae; Streptophyta; Magnoliopsida; Poales; Poaceae. The transcript is spliced from 8 exons. Gene Ontology annotation, molecular function: DNA-binding transcription factor activity; DNA binding. The coding region runs from base 478 to 1464 and encodes 328 amino acids. The record is from RefSeq and is a predicted model, not a curated record.